Acinonyx jubatus (cheetah) is the source of this 282-nucleotide messenger RNA. RefSeq names its product mammaglobin-B-like. The record is from RefSeq and is a predicted model, not a curated record. The transcript has 3 exons. Gene Ontology annotation, biological process: androgen receptor signaling pathway. Bases 1 to 282 code for a protein of 93 amino acids. Lineage: Eukaryota; Metazoa; Chordata; Mammalia; Carnivora; Felidae.
AUGAAGCUGCUGAGAGUCCUUGUGCUGGUUGCACUCCCCCUUUACUGCUUUGCUGGUUCUGGAUGCCUACUUCUAGAGGAAGUGGUUAACAAAACAAUCAGUCCUGAAGUGAGCAUUAGUGAAUACCAAAAUUUUCUUCAGGAUUUUGCUCAGACUCCUGAGGAAAAAGAGGCCUUGGCUGAGCUGAAGCAAUGUUAUCUCAACCAGUCAAACGAAACUCUGCACAACUUUGCACAGAUGAUGCAAAUAAUGUAUUCCAGUGUGUGGUGUGCCAUUUUUUAA